GCACCCUAGAAAGUUAAAUCAUUUUUUUCCCAAAAUGAUUUUCGUUAUUUGCAUUGGGUUUCUUAUAAUUGGGGCUUGCAGCACCUCCUCGCAAGUAUGUGAUCGUUUAGGAAUUCGAAAGGAGUAAUGGAUGGAGAGAUCCCUAACAUAAAGAGGUGGAUUGUCUUGUAUCCUGUUUACAUAAAUUCGAAGAAAACCCUAGCGGAGGGAAGGCGUAUAAGCACAAGCAAAGCGUGUGAAAAUCCAACAUGUGCUGAGAUUGGGGAUUGCUGCAGUCAUCUCAAGCUACCGUUCGCGAUUGAGGCAUAUCCACGUGAUUUCAUGCAAAGAGGGAGAGUGAGAGUAUUGCUGAAAAAGGAAGAUGGGACUUUGUUCAAUCCUGCCAUUUCAUCAAGAAAACAGUUGAUGACUCAUGUUGCUGAGUUGGUACCCAGACACCCAGGGAGGACCAAGAAACAGGAGCCUGCAUCCACCUCAAAUGCUGCUGGAGCUUCCAAAUCUGGGAAAGGUGGAAAAAAGAAGAGGUAGAUUCAUCACUGCAAAUUAAUACCUCAAAACUUGCAGCUGUUUUUGCUUGGUAGCCUGUGGUUUUCGGGGAGCACAGACUUUUUUUCGUGUUCUUCAGAGUGUUCCCAUGUCUAGCAGUUGAGGUAGUGGGAACGUAAACCAAGGAUUGAUCUAUCAAGGCAUAAGCUUAUGAUAUUAAAUAAUUUAUUUUCUCACCUUCUAGGGAAGAAUGAUGAACUAUGCUAUUACAACCUGCGGGUUGGUGUUGGGACUU
This is a messenger RNA of Malania oleifera, 781 nucleotides long. Its product is annotated as signal recognition particle 19 kDa protein. Gene Ontology annotation, molecular function: 7S RNA binding. Gene Ontology annotation, biological process: SRP-dependent cotranslational protein targeting to membrane; SRP-dependent cotranslational protein targeting to membrane, signal sequence recognition. The record is from RefSeq and is a predicted model, not a curated record. Gene Ontology annotation, cellular component: signal recognition particle, endoplasmic reticulum targeting. Lineage: Eukaryota; Viridiplantae; Streptophyta; Magnoliopsida; Santalales; Ximeniaceae. The transcript has 3 exons. The coding region runs from base 127 to 528 and encodes 133 amino acids.